CGUUACUUACUAAUUAUCGCGAGAUUUCAUCCUGGGAAGCGCGACAAUAAACUCUCCAUGUUAGCUUGUCAAGUUUAACUCCUUGUUGGCUGAUUUGAAUUUAAAAAAGGACAUAAUUCAGCUGAUAUUAAGACUUAACUUGGAUUGCUGCUGCUAUGUUCCCAUCAUCCCUUGCUUCUAACUGAAGCGACACAUCACCAUGAGGCGAAAGAUGAAGAGGAAGUUGGUGCAGUCGGUCCUGUAAUCUGUAUGGAGGAUGUGGUUCUGCACUAUCAGCCUGGAUCAGCUGCUGGGCUCAGCUCUCUGUUAGAGAGGACUGAGAAGCUUCUGGAGACUUUCCCCUGUCGGAUUCCUCCAGUCUUCACCCCCUGGUACCCCACCUCCACAGACCACCACCUGCCCAUCAGACCCGCCAAACCUGCUCCCGUCAUCGCCUGCUCGGAUGACUUCUUCUGCUCUGACAGCAGGACUCACACACCUCAAAUCCAGCCAAAGAAAUCUGAAGUUGAUGCUGCACCUGCAGAGACUUCACCGGAAAAACCACAAGAACCCAAAGAUGUUGCCUUUAUCUCAGAAACAAAUGACACGUUACCAGAGAUAGAGGUCCCAAGACUUCACCUUGAAAAACACAAAGUUGUCUCUUCUCUCACAGAGUCGCUGGUCAAGCGGUCUUGGAGCGUGUUCACACAGAAAGGAGGUCUGCAGAGCUCCCAGUCUCUGUCCAAACUGUUCCGUCACAUGGUGUCCCUCCACAGGCUCCACUUCCACCAGAGGGCCAAAUGGGUGAUCAGGCAGCACAACUGUGGGGCGACCAGGGACAUCGAACAGGUGUGGCGAUCUCUGUGCCGCUCCGUCCAGAGCUCCAUGCUACCGACGUGUAACGCCAACAUCCAGAGGGAGCGGGCGGAGAUCUGGGUGUUCUGUGACGUUGUCUACUCCGAGCAGGUGGGGUGUCUCCUGAAGGCGGAGCUGCAGCUGACGGGGAGGAUCCGUCUGUCGGUUCACAGACUGGAAAACAUCUUCAGCAUGUAGAUGCGCAUCAGGCUCCAUGGGGGUUGUAUUAGUACACACAGCGCUUUUUCUGAGAGCCAGUGUCAUUUUUUAAUGGUUUUUAAUGUGUAGGGAACCGUUGCAUGCUGCUGUCUAAUGUAAAAAGAUGGUUCAUUUUCAGAAAAGCACUGGUCACGUCACUGUAGCAAUUGUAGGAUUAUUUCAUGAAAUGCUGAGUGGAGGCACUGCCAAGCGCCCUGCCAGCGCCCUGCUGCCAGAGAAUGACGCUCUGUUGACACAUGGCCUUAGAAUAUCUAACUGCUUUACCUUUCCGUUACUGCCCCUUUUUGGCUGGAAACUGAGCUGUCACUCUGAACUGAACCUUUAUAACACGAAAGUCACACAAUAACACAAACAAACUAUAAAAAUCAGAGACUCCAUUUUCUGUUAAUGGAGUCUGGUGGCUUUCAACAGUAUUGCUAGAAAUAACGACCUCCAUUAAAACCGAUUAGAUUGGCGGUAUUUAUCCUAGUUUGGGUAAUGGAUUUGUUACUACAGCAUGUAAACAGGGCACCUAUAGUUAAAAUAAUAAAACACAAACACAAAAAGUAUUUAUCAACAGUAAAAAAAAACAGAUUUAUCUUUGCAGUAUUUCCAUCGAAUACACUAUAUACCUUUACAGAAUCUGUUUUUAAACACUUAGAUUAACUUAACUAAGUGGGAUACUAUUACCUAAUACGAGUGUGCAAAGAAGUGGGCGUUUUAAAGGAAAAUAUAAAUGGUACAGUGGGAAAGAGCUGUCUGACAGUAAGGCAAAGCAGUGAAGAUAUUCUAAAAAUAGCAUUCACUGGUAUUGAUAUUAUCUUUACUGAUGUGGGUAAGAAAUGGUUUCAAGGAGGCUAAAAUAAGUUUUGCUGAUGACCCGUCCAUAGCAGUAAAUUGCUUAGAUUACUUGCUGCUUCUACAAACUGGGGCUUGCUAACCAUUAUCCAUAGUCAAUAAUCUCUCAAUGGACAUGUACCUCACACAAUGGAUUAGGAUGUUUACAUGUGCAACACAUCAUAAAUAUUCCAAAAACAUGAUCAUAACCAGGAAAGUGAUCCACAUGUAAACACAACUGUUUUUAAUUCACCAGCCAUUCAACAUACAUUCAGUAUUUAUUAACAAUACAAGCUAGUAAAUUCACCACAUAUGAAACGAUUUUUUUUAUUGCCUCUGUUUUUUAAAUGUUACAUUAUUGGUCUCAUGACAACAUUGUAUAAGUGUGUGAUUUUAUUAGUAAUUCAUGGAAAUAUGAGCUCAUUAAUGAGCUGAACUGAGGGGGGAUUGAAUCCUCAACCAAAAUGGAGUUGUGCCAAAUUCCAGCGUGUUUUUAAAUGCGUAUGAAUUAAUUAAGAUUGUAUUAUUAAAUAAUUAUUUUGUUGCGAUGUAAAUAAAGGUUUACUUUUUAAAAAUGAA
Messenger RNA from Eleginops maclovinus (Patagonian blennie), 2448 nucleotides. RefSeq lists its product as uncharacterized. Gene Ontology annotation, biological process: positive regulation of isotype switching; negative regulation of double-strand break repair via homologous recombination; positive regulation of double-strand break repair via nonhomologous end joining. The transcript has 3 exons. NCBI's taxonomy places the organism in Eukaryota, Metazoa, Chordata, Actinopteri, Perciformes, Eleginopidae. The record is from RefSeq and is a predicted model, not a curated record. Bases 250 to 1032 code for a protein of 260 amino acids.